This is a messenger RNA of Cercospora beticola, 1707 nucleotides long. RefSeq lists its product as uncharacterized. Lineage: Eukaryota; Fungi; Ascomycota; Dothideomycetes; Mycosphaerellales; Mycosphaerellaceae. The record is from RefSeq and is a predicted model, not a curated record.
AUGGUUCGCAUGUUCCAGGGAAAAAGAAGAUCGCAGACACUCGCAAUCGUGACUGCAUUGCUUGCUGUGCCCUUUGUCAUUGUGGACAGCAAUCGAGUUCACAAAGUUUUCCAGCGAUUUGCUCGCAGAAAGGGCCCAGCUGGCACCACACGAAAUGGCGACUCUACGAGAUCAGAUCGUUCAUCUGGGUCCAGACAGACUCCGCAGGGUGCAGAUGGAGACGAACGUUUGAAAAAACCCAGUGUAGGCAUUUCCGUGCAAGCUACGGAGACCAGUCCUGACGACCAAUCUGUUCAUAUGGAGGUCCAAGAUCCGCCAUCAAUAGCUCCCGAGAGCGCACCAGGCAUCCCAAAUGCCGAGCACGUUGCGAACGAAGGUCCAGAAAUGCAAGCCGAGCACGUUGUGAACGCAGAUCCAGAAAUGCAAAUCGAGACCGAUGAUGCUUCAACUGAGCAGCAAGCCAAUGACGAUUCCAAGAAUCAAGCUCUGCGGCGCGUGAAGUACCUAAAAUUUUGUGGAGAGGACGAAAACGACUACACUCGAGGACCCAUUCGCAUAGUCGACGCGUCCGACGGCGUUGAAAAUGUAUCCUCCUUGUUAUUGAAUUUGGACUUCUCUCGAAAGGUUCAAGCAGCCAUACAAUCUCAGCGAGAAGUGCGAGCUCUGGAAAAGUCCGCUGUUGGAGAGCACCAUCGAUGGCGCGACCUAAUUUCCCAAAUUACGAUGCAAAUCGCCGACUUGAACAUACGAAUUCUAAUGGCCACCGACGAGCGCGAAGUCAACGAUGACGAGGACACCGAGGAAGACUUACCAUCGUUGCGUAAAGAAGUGCACAAAUUGGAGGGGUUUCAGGAGGCGGUACAGUACCAAAUCCGUCUUGUUGAGGCGGGCAUUGAAGCCCAGAAGGAGCAUCUUCAUAUAUGUCAAGAAAAGGUCAAUGCAUAUCUCGAGGAAGCCUUCGUGGCAGCGAAGCUAAUGGAGUCUGCUCCUGCAGACAUUGAGCCCGAUUUCGAUGCGAUGGAUUUAGAAGCCGAGUUUGGCCAGUACUGCAAGGAAAUGGAUGAAGAGUUUCCAGGCUGGGACGCCGACGAGAAACCGCCAGGCGAUGCAGAAAGUCAGCCUGCUGCCACCAUUCCGGAUGACCAAGAUCCAGCCCGGCAGCAAAAGAUGCAAGCACAAGUUACCUGGCAGCAAGCCCAUCUCAAGUUCCGGAAAGCGCAAGAAGCUUUCGAUGCGCGCGAAGAGGAUGCAGACCAGGACCGAUGCCGGGCUGAAGAAGCAAAUGAAGACCCCCUCGAUUGGUCUCUGCGCUGGGUCCAACGCGGCCGCGAACUCACACGAGCCCUUAUCGAGGCAGAAGAAGAGGAAUCGAGAGCCCGAGCAGCUGCCGAAGAAGCCGGUGUUGAUGUCGCCCAGCACUACCAGAAGUCCCGCUUCCAGGACCAUGCAAGUGACGGCUAUGGCUCCGGGUACGAGCGAGGCGGCAUUACUCAAGCUCCUCGAGAGCGGAUCUUCGAGUGGAUGUCACAAAUUCCAGAUGGAGAAGCCGGAGAUCCCAAUAAGCAGGAGCUGGUGCCGAGACCAGAAAUUGAUGAUUGGAAUUAUGAAGAUAUUGCUAUCAAUGAAAGCCGCAGCGUGAUAGACGAUGAUCCGGGACGGCAGAAGAUUGACAGUUGGUCAAGAGCGUGCGGUCGUGGUGGACGUUGA